Molecule: messenger RNA, 687 nt
Organism: Emiliania huxleyi CCMP1516
Lineage: Eukaryota; Haptophyta; Isochrysidales; Noelaerhabdaceae
Exons: 3
Coding region: 1-687 (228 amino acids)
Source: RefSeq, a predicted model, not a curated record
AUGGAACCCGAGCACCUCAAUCACCUUGGGACCAUAACAGAAUGUAUUGGCUUCUGCCGCGGAUCCAUGGCGAGGUGCAAGGCGUGCCUGUCAGAGCAAUCAGAGGGGUGGCCGUUCCCGCAGCACGACUGGUUCGAGUUCCAGUUGUUGUCGACGCCGAGACGAGGCGUGACAAACAAAAAUCACGGCGAGGAGAUCGGGGAGGAGCUGAAAGCCUCCGGGCUGGUCACAGCCUGGAGCGAGGCCCGUCCCGGCGAGCCUGGAUACGCGGACGAGGACGGGGUGCCGGUGUACCGCGAGCCUGGCCCGCAACGCCACACGUACGUCGUGCUGGAGCUGCGGCCGCAACGGUCGAGCAGGGCCAGGCGCAACGCGCAGCAGAAGUCGGGGCGCGCGCGCGCCGAUUCGCGGGCGGCCGGGAGGGCGCUCCUGCUGUCGUCGGACGCUUACCUCCAGCUGGCCGGGCGGGUCGCCGUGUGGAGGGAGCAGGUGGUGCGGGUCAUGGAGGCGGACGCCCAGGAGGCGAAGGCGGAGGCGAACGCUCGGCAGAAGGAGCGCGUCGCUGCCAUCCUCGCGGGCACGGACGCUGCGGGCGCGGGCGCGGGGGUGGAGGAGGCGCUCAAUUGCUGGGAGGAGGGUGCGUACGAAGCGGAGACGCUGGAGGCGCUCGCCGAGUUCGGCGAUUGA